Molecule: messenger RNA, 1416 nt
Organism: Suillus subaureus
Lineage: Eukaryota; Fungi; Basidiomycota; Agaricomycetes; Boletales; Suillaceae
Exons: 5
Coding region: 325-1203 (292 amino acids)
Source: RefSeq, a predicted model, not a curated record
CUUUGCUCACAAACAUCGGUUCGUUUUCAGCACACUCUAGUGAACGAGAUGCGACGGAUACGUAUCCAACAAGAAUUAUCAUGACCGGAACACGACAUUUGCACUCGUAUCGACAGCGCAGAGCCGUCUCAGAGUGCGCUUCCAAGGGUCUGUAGGCGCAUUUGUUAAAUUGUUCUGUCAGAUGGCUUAUUGACAUCCCACUCGAAUAAAUCUAUGAUAUCGUCGUUCAAAAUUCCCCACUUGGGUCAUAGUCUACCUCGCUCGAAACUGGUACCUCCUAGGUAAGCAUACGUAUUAUACCCCGCUACUCAUUAAUGGUGCUCCAUGUUUCACAAACACAAUCCCAAUGCAUCGCGUCGGUCAUGUCAUCUUCCUUCUGCGGACUCAAUUAUGAGCAACCCCAAGUGCCUUAGGAAUCAUGCUCGCAUGCGCUUCUCGAUCCUCUGUCCUCACGCCUUCACUCUUAACCGACUACCGAUGAAACACCCCAACUCCAGCAGUGCCCGAGGCCGUCGAUGUCACAUCCAGAUGCAGUCCUCGGCUGCCUAUCCUUGUUCUUCUUCUGCUCUUCACCCGAUAGCAAUGAAGCAAUUGAACUCUCAGAACGUCCAAGGCAAAGUGCCUCCUAUAGUCAAACUCAUCGUGUUGUCGAUGUUGCUGCAAUUUGGGAUAAGCAGGUAUGAUUUUCUGGGAUGUGUCCAAUUUCCGGGAUCCUAUAAUUUCUGCGCGGACAUUGUUGCUCCGCGGUUAGUGCGAGCGAGUGGAAAGAGAUGCAGUGCGUGGACAGACACCUUCCGCUACCAGAAUUCCGCGAUUUGGGCCAGUACUUGGUAUGCGUUGGAACCGUCUGACAGAACAUUCGAUGGAACGCAAGCAACACCAAGAGACCAAGUUAAUAAGCGUGGCAUUAACCUACAUAAUUCACCAAGGGUGAGCAUGGCAGAUGAAAACCGUUUGCCUAAAUUAUUCCAGGACCUCAUUGUGUUCGUUUACGAGCCCGAUCAAUCGGGCUUGUCCACACAGCGCCAGCUGGCAUCAGUUCCAGGAUCACCAGCUCAUUGCAUUGUCAUCGUGGGGAAUCGACCUGCCAUGUACGGUUUUGGACUCAAACUUUCCUCUGCUUCUGACUGCUGCAGUAGGAUUUCACACGAUUGUUAUUCUUUAUUUAGGCUUCUGUUUUCAGCACUAACGUAUCGUAUAUGAUAUUUUUCUCAUUCCCGGAGUCACUGACUUACUGCACAUAGCAGGGCUCAAAGUUACCUUUUAUGGCAAUCAUUGUAAAUCCUUGAAUAACGAAUAGUCUGUAAAGCUCACGGGCAAAAAAUAGAGAACUUCAAAUUCUGCACUGAUUGGAUUUGUUAAGUGAAGCCAGGAAGGCAAGCCACUUAGUCACACGGCGUAGCGUUCUUGUGCUUC